AUGGCCCACCUCGUCCUGGCCCUUCUUUGGGGCGUCAACGCGGCGCCCGUGCUUCGGAGCUGCCAUGACGCCGACUGGCGAUUUGCCUUUGGGAAGUGUCGCGAGGACACCCGCAAUGUCUACCCCUACGUACGCUUCUGCAAGCCCGAUGCGCCGGUGGCACCCCUGCUGGAUGUGCCCUGCAAACAGAGCUGUCCGGCAGGACAACACCUAGGGGUCAAGAUGAAGAAUUCCAGAGCGCAGCUGCAAUGUAUCGACUGCCCCGCUGGGAAGUUCUCUCUUGGUGGAGGUUUGCUGAUUUCUGGUGUGGCCGGCGACUGGCACAAGAGCUGGCCGGUUGGCCUGCGCAGUAGCUGCUCUUAUCAACUUCCAGACGGCAGCAUGCAGCAUGGGAAAGGUAGCACUACCGGCCUCAGUGGCACAUGCGAAAUGCAAAUCUUGGCACCCGAGGCAGUCGCCGGAAAGUACCUGAUCCGCGCCCUCCUUCCCGCCCGCCCCGCGCGGGCUGGGCGUCUGCAAGCGCCCGUGGCGCGGUUGCUGCUGGCGCCGGGGGAUCGACGCCUCUGUACCCGCCCCAAGCGAUCGGAGCUCUCUGCUUUUGGGCACCCGCGGCUCUUGCAGUCGAAAACACGGCAGCGGCCGAUGAAUGGUCGCGGGCCCGGUGGUCCACAUGCGCAGGCAGCGCCGCUCUUCCGGCACUUUUGGCUGUUGGCGGUGAUGGGCGGUUGCCCCAUCAGCACCAAAGCCAGCGCGGCGGCAGCCAUUGGCGCAGAAGGUGUUUUGCUCGCAGCUCCAGCUGCUGUGGCCUUUGGUGCGGGCGACAUGUACCGGCCGCCGAACCGCAGCGGCACGCGAAACAUGAACCUCACACGCCUGGCAGCGAGCUUUGUGAUGCUGGAGGAUCGGGAUUCUCAACUGCUGGCCUCGGGCAUUAGUACCUUGCAGGAAGGCAUCCUGAUCAACAACACGGCGAUGCACGCCUGUGCUGCGGUGAAGCCGGCAGCACGGCGGCCACGGACGCCGGUGACGCCAGGGCUGGGCGCGGAGCCCGUAGAGUUCGGUUGUGAACCUUGGGUCCCGGAUGAGUUGGGCACAAGUAUCCAUUCAGGAGAGAACCGCAACUUCAAUCGAGUUGUUUCCACGCUGGAGCUCAUGGUCAACAUCGUCCGCGAGCACGGCUACGUUCUCUUCCGGUACCAGGUCGACAGCGAGGAGGGCUACGAUGGGCUCCGCUUUGAGGUCGAUUGGUCCGAGGCACUGCCCCAGAUUUCGCGCCAAUUGACCUGGCGGGAGCUUCGGGUGAACCUGACGCAAGGUUCUCAUUUUCUUCGGUGGCAGUAUGUCAAGGACUCCAGCGAUGCGGGUGGCAUGGACCGAGCUCAGCUGCAGCUGGUUCAAGUAAUUGGCACCUCUUUCUCCGAUUUGGAGUGCUUCCACUGCCACGGGAGCGGAACACAUAGUGCCGGUGGUGCCGACCACUGCAAUGCUUGCGGUCCCAAUCAGUACUUAGUGCACGAUGGGGCGGAUCUGUCACAAUGCAGGCCAUGCCCGGCGGGCCGCUGGUCUAUGCCCGGGACCGUGGGAGUUGGAUCCUGCAUGGCCUUGAGGAAUUGCACUGAACGCGAUGUCAAGGUUUCGCUCACGACCUGCAUCAAGGGCAAACAGCAACAGAAGAGGAGUUGGCUGGAGCCCGUUCGUUGCGACGUGAACGCCACAGGAGCUCAUUCUCUCUUGAGCUCGGGCAAGAUUCAGCCUUGCACGGCCUGCGAACCCAACACUGCGCGAGCCAGCAGCGGUACGGGUGCUUGCAGGCCGAAAAGCCUCACCUGUCCAGCUGGUGAAUUCUCCGUCACCCAACUGGUGCUGGAAAACUGGGACGAGUGGCCUCUGAACUUAUCACAACAGGUCAUCACCGCCACGGGAGAGGAGCUGGGGAAUGACACCAUCCCAGGCGGAUGGAAACUGCGACCCAACCAGGAAGCUGGAAUUGGCAUAGAACGGUUGAUCUUGGGCGAGUUGGAAAGUCGUCUCCACUUGGAUGUGAAAGUCCUACUGUCGCCUGGACGCUUGGAGUUUAUACUGGAGGUGAGUCCGCAAAGCGAGUGGGGCAGCGAUGUUCAGUUCCUGCUGGACAACGUGGAAGCCUCGCAUGUCUACGGCUUGCAGAUGAAUAGGAGCUCAACCCCUCGGCAAUGGAGGCGUAUCCAGGUGUCUGCUCCGCUCUACCCGGGGCUUCAUCGGCUCACGUGGAGAUGUCUGUAUCCCGUUCAAGGGGAUACCUCGAAUUCUGCGGUCCGCUUGAAGCGCGUCAGUGUGGAGGGUGUCGAGGGUGGAGGUGCCAUCAGAUGUCAGGGCUGUCCACCAGCCCAAGAGGUUGUUCGACCAGAAGGGACCAGCUGUCAAAGUUGCCGGGCGGGCUUCUACUUCAAGGAGGCAACUCGCCGAUGUCAGAUUUGCCCUCCAGGCUUCUUCGCUGCAGCUCCAGGGGCGACGCAGUGCACGAAAUGUCCCAAAGGCACCUACAGCGUCUUUGGAAGGACCUGCACAGCCAAGGUGAUGCUGACAGCAACGGACAAGGCCUCCAAGGCUCACGCCGCCGAGCAGGCCAAGACGAAAACACCACCCCAACAGGUGGUGUUUAAUGCCUCCGCGGCCAUUCAACAUUGGAAGCAAACCACCACCGGCCUCAACGGGCCCUUCUUGGUGGCCGGUCGCAAGUUCUUGAUCGACGUGGAGAGGCCCAUCGAGUCAGAUGAGGGACAGGCCUUCUUCUGGGAACUUCGGAAUCAGGCAUGCGGCAGCAACGUCAGCAGUUUGAUGUCCAUUACGGCUCCUGUGGCAGCGCCCCAAGCUCUUGCUACUCCCAUCGGCAUUUACCUUUCAGCCGUGGAGGCAGUGGCCAACGAGAACGUCCGUGGCGUUCGCUUUUCCUGGGUGAAGAGUCCAGGAGCUGCGUUCAUCAACACGACCAACCCUUUCGAUCUCAAGGCGACUCUGAAGAACAUCGUGGCGUGUCCCGCCGGUAUGGCCGCACCUGCAGAGGCUCUGCUCUCCGCUUCGUUGCUGCUGCGCUGUGAUGCCACCGCGCCCCUGAAAUCUUUGGCGCGAAAGGAUGCCAACGGUAAUAUUCACCUGGACGGUCUUCGCGUAGCAGGCAGUGCCCUUCCAAAAAUCUUCGGUUGUGGACGCCUUGACUUGGAGUGGCCCACGUUGAUGGCAUGUCCUCCCUGCCAAGUUCAGGAUUUUGCUGCCCAACGAACCGCCUGCGACAACACCGGUUGGCGCACGGUGAGUUUCAAGCAAAUGAGGCCAUGUGUUGGCGGCAUGCGCGCCCCGCCGGGCUAUCAGGAGACGUGCGAUGGCAAGGACGUGAGGAGUGUGGUGAAGGGCAUGGGACAGGCUCAGCCCAAGAAGGGCAAGGGCACCAAACAAGUACAGGAACCUCCGCCGACCAAAGUCAGUGCGCCUAGCAGGGCUCAACGAUGGCAGUGGCAGGUGGUUGCAGCCCUCGCUGGUUGCAGCAGCGAAUCCGAAGCCGAAGCCGCCAUCCUGCAACCCUUGGACGAGGAGCUUCAACUGGCUUCCGAAGGCGAUCUGUUCGCGGAGGUGGAGAAAAUGAUCUUUCAUGGUUGGUGGAACGCCUCGCGUGCAGCGGUGCUUCAGGGCCGAAAAGAAAGGAUUGAUCUGACUGCUCCAGUGCGGCGCUCUGUGGCGGAGGUGAAGCAACAAGCAGAGGAACUGCUGAGAUGGCUGGAUCCCAACUACGCCCAUCCUGCGCCAACACUGAUGGCCUUUCAAUGGGCUCAAAAUGCUUCUGCAGUGACUGUUGCAGCCAGAUUUGCCCAUAAAUGGGAGGCACCAGGCGCCAACCUGGCAGUAUACUCCACAGACAAAGGUCAAGGACAUGUGAACAAGGAGCGUACGGAGGCCUUGGUCAAGCAACUGCUGACCGUGUCCAUGGUGAACCACACCGUGGAGGCUGAAAUCCUGGCCAAGGUGCAGAAUAGUCGGAAGCGUUUCACGCUCUCCUUGCGGCUCUUUGAUGAGACGGUCCCUGAUGCGUCAGGCUGGUCAGUGGUCUUUCGCAAAGCGGCCGGGAGCAUGCAGAUGAGCCGCGGUGCAGAGAUCCCGGAGCUGCACUUCCAGAUGCGGAAACGCUGGGCGGAAGAUUGGCCAUGGCUUCCAGUUCGCAAACUGCCACGCCUCACUCGCGAGGAUGGCCUGGAACCUGGUGCACCUGGCAAGAGGUUAGAGAGCAGCCUGACCUGCCGAGAAUCUGCUAGUUUCUAUUGCCCUUCAAGCAAGUCCUGUGUGGCCGUGUGCUCCAGUUGUCAGGACUUUCCACGAGAAAAACUUCGAUGUACUCAGGAUUUGAGUUCUUUGCAGGCUGUCCGGACGCCCAUGGAGGCCAGCUUUCAAGAUGAGGACCUAUCUCCCGCUUCUGUGGCCGGACUGGUUCGUUGGAACUUUUCUGCUGAACUCUUGCAGGCUGAGGCCUUGGCCCUCUGCUGGGCGCCAUCUCAAGAGUCCAAGGAGCGCCAGGGGGCCUCUUUGGUGACGUGGAGCAGCCAACUGGCAGAUGACCAGCCUUCCUUGCAUGUCCCGAAUGGUACAUCCUUGAGGGCUGGCCAACACUUCAGCUUAGUGGUCCUAGAUGGGCUCCCUACACAGGAAACAGAUGACAUGUGCCAAGAGAAUGUGGUUGCCACGGCAGUUGUGCAAGACCAUUGGAAGCCGCAAAUUCUUUCAGCAAAGCUGCAUUUUCAGGAUGUUGCACCCAAAGAGAUGCAACUGAUGGGAGACGUUCGACUGCACUUUGAGGCCAAGCCUGCAGCAAUGCCCACUGCUGUGCUGCUUCGCUGGGGCGGUCAAAGUGGCCCAAAGGGCCCCAGGUCGUGGAGGCUCCUCGGCGAGUCGUGGACUUCGUGGAGGGAUAUCUCGGAUGAGCUGGAGAUGGUGGGUGAAACAAAAGUCAUCAGGGAAUUGCUCUUCCAGGGGGUUCCUGUCAGGAAGAGCACAGGCACUUCAGCCAUGAAACUCUUCCGACAACUGGAUCGGGACCGAGACGGUUUCAUGGGAAAGUCGGAACUCUCCGGGCUGCUACUGGCCUUCGACAAAAAGUGCCGUGCUGCCGUACUGGCUGAGGCAUUCCGGCGAUUUGGUUUGGAUCAGAAACCUUGCAUCAGCGAGGAGAUGUUCAUUUCUUGCUGGGAAGUAGCAGAAGAAGCUUUUGAGGAACCUGGGCUUCCCAUGCAGUUCUGCUGGAUGCCAGGACCUCCAGGACGGAGGCUGCACAGAGAUGAGUCAGCACAGCUUUUGGAGCUGGUUCAAUCCAACGUAAAGAAUGUGCCGAUGGAUAGCAACGACCUGGAGUUUUUAAUCCCAGGACAUCCAGAAGCCGUUUGGGCACGAGAAAUGUACCUUUCCUACUAUGAGAAGCACACUGAACGGCUGGAGGGUCUGAUGCACAGGGCACAAGCUGCGCAUUCGCACGCAAGAUCCAAGGAGGCCUUCUACUUCUCCCUGUUGGACGAUCAGUGUGCAAUGAUCUCCUCUGAGUUUUAUGUGUGGCGCAUUCGCAGCCCAGGUUUGCUGAACAGCUACCUCCAUCGCCGUGAGAGCGAGGGACCGCGAGCAGAGCAAUUGGCCUGGCACGGGGCCAGUGGAGACCUUCAUCAACAAGCCUUGCAAGGAGGCGAGCUGCGGCCAUCGGGACAAAUGCUGAAUGGUCUACAGCCCUGGAUGUUGGCGUCACAGCCCAUGCAGACGUUUGGCAAAGGUCCCGAGUGGACUGUUUUCUACCUCUGCCUCGUGCGUGUGAAAGAAUCCGAGAUGACCCGCUCCUCAAUGGUCUUCGAAGAUGGCCGGGUGCUCCCGCCCGAUUUUUUGUUGGGGCUCUACUGCUUGGUGCAUCCGUCUAUUUGGCAUACCUGGCCUUCUGGUGAGUGGCCUUAA
Messenger RNA from Cladocopium goreaui, 5955 nucleotides. Lineage: Eukaryota; Dinophyceae; Suessiales; Symbiodiniaceae. The record is from the annotation of a GenBank genome assembly.